Messenger RNA from Heterotrigona itama, 283 nucleotides. Lineage: Eukaryota; Metazoa; Arthropoda; Insecta; Hymenoptera; Apidae. The record is from the annotation of a GenBank genome assembly.
AUGCAUAUGAUAGCAAUAAAAUCGAGGGAACUUAGAACACGUGUUGAAGACGGACAAUUUCGUUUCGCUGGAUUCAUCAACGAGCCCAGGUAAAACAAUCACGAAACAAUGUACGAAGUUACGUUGCUUAACAAAGAUUUAUUAUCCCGGUUACAGCACACGACGGCAAUUAACCAAAUCGAUUAUUCAACGUUCGCGUAAUCGCGCGAUAAAAGCCGUUCGCGACGACGACAACGACGGGAUUUCCAGUUUGCCAGCACGUUACGUCUCGUUAAUUACGUAA